This is a messenger RNA of Racocetra persica, 765 nucleotides long. Lineage: Eukaryota; Fungi; Glomeromycota; Glomeromycetes; Diversisporales; Gigasporaceae. The record is from the annotation of a GenBank genome assembly.
ACAAGUGUCGAACCUUCUACUCAAAAUAUUGAACCCAAUGACUCUUAUUCAAAUUAUGAAAAAAAAAUUGAAUCAGUUAACGUACAAGCAUCAUCAUCAAAAACUGCAAGUCACUCAAGUUGUAACUUAACAGCAUCAAGAGUCUUAGAUCAAGGAAGAUUUGCAACGCCAUUAAUGUCAACUUACGAAAUCAUAGCAGAUUCCGAAUAUUCUACCAUCUCGGCUACGGAAUCACCUGUUAAUAAUCGAAAUGAAAGUAGCCACCAACUGCAAAGUACGUCGACGGUUUCAGGUUUGCUUCAAAUGUUUGAUAGUGAUAAUAGUGAUGAUGACACUAGCUACUAUGAAGAGAAUUAUGAAAAACCGACAAAGGGCAAGAAAAGACAAAAAAAUAAUGAUAACGAAGACGAAGACAACAAUGAGACUGCCCAAUCUCUUAGAAAAAAGAAUGGAAAGCCCGAAGCUCUGAAAGACAUGACAAACAUUUUCGAAGUUUGUCAGUGGUUAGUUCUAGAAAGGCCAGAUAUAUUAACAACAGCAAACCAAAUGCGUGCUAUGCAAACGUCUUUAGAUUCGCCUGCUGUUACGGUUCCUCAGCCUGAAGUAACCAUAGCACCAAGGAACCUUACUGAUGAUAAAAGUCUUGCUCGGCUAUGGCAUGAAGAAAUGAAGUGUCUUUUUCUUAGAUGUAGAAACCCACCAGAUGGAGCUAUUGAAAGCUUUAUUACCGAAAUAUUUAACUAUGAACUUUAUAGUAAUGAAGCU